CCAGAAAACCGGCUUGUUGCGGCGUGGUUAUCACUGAGACCGGGUCAUACUUCUCUAGGCAAAUAUUCGAGGAUGUAGGAUCCGAUGCGUACCAGGGUAUUAAAAAACCAAUAUCUGGUUAUCACGGAUUUCAAUGUCUACACCAGCAAAAAGCUGCCAAGAAGAUCAGUUAUAGAUUUUCAUUUGACGACCUCAAGCUAGAAUUGGAGGUUAUCCUCGUUUGACACAUUACCGGCCUCAGCAUUGCAAAGAUACGUGACACCAAACAGCACACAUUGCCAUGCAGGUCAGUCAACACGUCACUGUCAGUUGGCAACUUAUUAACGCACCAUAUUAACGGUAAGUUAUGCUGCCGAGUUGAGGCGACGACAAGUCUCCAUGUGCGGGAUCGGUCGAACGACUGGUGCUGCGGUUUCCGUGUCGCCGGCGCUUGAUCGUUUUCUGAGUAUUCGAGGUCUCAAGCAAGACUUGGUCAACUUAUAUAUCGAAAUCAACGACGCAAACCAACUUCUCCUGUCUCAUUUUGUAUUUUACCACUUCCCCAGCCGAUCGGUCCUCCUACUUUUACUAUCCAUGGCCCCGCUCCCAUCUGCACAGGACCCAGUGGUCGAAGCUAACCCCGUCGUCACUGAGCCACUCGCCCUAAGCGACGACUUUGACAAAGCCGAGAAUGGCUACGCCGGUAUGACUACAACCCCCAAGGAAGCAGUCGCGUACCCUGAUCGAACGGGUAUGGCCCGCUUCGCCGUACAGAGCGUGCAUCUACGCGAGUGCUUCGCCGAGUUCCUCGGCACCUUCGUCAUGAUCGUCUUCGGUAUGGGCGUCAACAACCAAGUGACCAACUCGCAAGACGCCAACGGCACGUGGCUCAGCAUCAACAUGUGCUGGGGCAUUGGUGUGCUCAUCGGCGUCUACUGCUCUGAGGGCAUCAGUGGUGCCAACCUCAACACGGCCGUGACACUGGCGCACUGCCUCCCGGUUACAUGA
Messenger RNA from Phytophthora nicotianae INRA-310, 987 nucleotides. RefSeq lists its product as hypothetical. Lineage: Eukaryota; Oomycota; Peronosporomycetes; Peronosporales; Peronosporaceae. Gene Ontology annotation, molecular function: glycerol channel activity; water channel activity. The transcript is spliced from 2 exons. Gene Ontology annotation, biological process: water transport; glycerol transmembrane transport. The coding region runs from base 379 to 987 and encodes 202 amino acids. Gene Ontology annotation, cellular component: plasma membrane. The record is from RefSeq and is a predicted model, not a curated record.